Laccaria bicolor S238N-H82 is the source of this 2496-nucleotide messenger RNA. RefSeq lists its product as uncharacterized. Bases 1 to 2496 code for a protein of 831 amino acids. The record is from RefSeq and is a predicted model, not a curated record. The transcript is spliced from 9 exons. Gene Ontology annotation, biological process: regulation of DNA-templated transcription; protein phosphorylation. Gene Ontology annotation, molecular function: protein kinase activity; DNA-binding transcription factor activity, RNA polymerase II-specific; ATP binding. NCBI's taxonomy places the organism in Eukaryota, Fungi, Basidiomycota, Agaricomycetes, Agaricales, Hydnangiaceae.
AUGUCGACUUCGAGCAAAGAUCGAUACUAUUCUAGUAUGGGGAAAUCACGUAGAGGUUCCCCAGGGGAUUCACAAGGCAGUGAUUUUUUUCAGACGGGACAGGUUGGGCGAACAGUGCUCCCUCCUAUUUCACCAGCUUCUCCAACCUCACGUUUUCCAGUUCCCGCAACAUAUUCUAGUUCAUAUACACAGCCUCACUCGUCUCCUGAUCGAUAUGAUCUCAAUCCUCAGGCGUAUUAUCCCAACCAGUGGCAAACUAGUAGCACAUCGCCUUAUGAUACGCAUGAGAGGUAUUCUCCCCAAAUGUCUUAUGGUUAUCGGCAUAGGUCUUCCCUGCCUGUCAUACCUACCCCGUCAGACUCACGCCGCUUGCCUCCUUUGACAACAUCGAGCCCUGGAGGCGACCGAUGGCAGCAAUCAGAUUAUGGAAUGCCCACAGCGCAUGGGUACCCAAACAACAUCUGUUCGCCAACAGCCUCUUAUCCUAACACUUACGCUACUUAUCCAAGCUCGAACCAAACGAGCUCUUAUUCGUACCAUUUGCCGGGCAAUGACCAUCAUUCGAUGGGCGUACAAGAUUAUAGAUCAUUAUUUGACGACGUCGAUUCUCGAGACCCUCGCUCCUCUUCUCCUUAUAGUCGCAGCUCAGGUUCUUCUCAAGUCUCGGCGCCAAGUUAUACACCUCCCCCAGCCUCCCCCAGCUCUCUUGAAGAGCCGAGAAUUAGGAAGAAGCGCAAACGUGUGGAUGCAGCCCAGCUGAAAGUUCUUAACGAGACUUACAAUCGAACCGCCUUUCCGUCAACAGAGGAGCGCCACACUCUCGCGAAGGCUUUGGAUAUGUCUGCAAGAGGCGUCCAGAUAUGGUUUCAAAACAAGAGACAGUCGGCGAGACAAACUAAUCGCCAGUCGUCAACCGUGAGCCCGGCCAAAUCAUUUACAACGGCGAACCAUAGUGAACCUCUACUACACAACAAAAUCCCUUCAGGAGGGGAGGAGACGGGGAAGAGGGAGGAGGAUGGUUCACAUAUAAAGCAGGCGGAAGACACGAGAAUGGGUUUCCAGGACUGCAAUUCAAGUGAUUGCUUCGGCCACAUUUACUGCGGCCUAUCGAUGACCAGGCCCAUAUCUGCUGCUCUGUUGCCACUCCCAGAUGACUCUGUCCCUCAUUCCGAAAGCAUUCAAGAACGCCUACGUCGACUUGAUGAGAUGGACCUGUCCGAAUCCCGCAUUUUGCUUCUCGAGAAGAUUCACGAAGAAAUGUGGGCUGUGGUGCCAACCAUCGGGAUCAUCAAGUGGGAUGACCUCCCGUGGCCAGUAUUUGCUCGGACGACUUGUCCAGAAGAUUUGAUGUUACACCGAAUCGUUUCAUAUUUGUUACAGGUUUCAAGCGGAAUGGAUAUCAAAAAAGCGCUCGUGGAUUCUAGCCGGCUGCCGUGGGCCCAACAACGUCUUCGGAUUCUUCUUGGACACUGGGGACAACCUAGUUUGCAAAAGAAAGUUGAAAACUCUGCGGACAAUACUAUGAUACAGGGCGUCAACGUUGUUACAUAUCAUCUCGAAAGCGUUCUCCAUUUUGUAAACACGCAUCAAGUCGACGAAGCUCAUCAUGAGGAUUUGACUACAAUUAUUUCUCAAACAUUUCUCAAAAACGUUGGUGAAAAUCUGGCUCGGAUUCUGACAGACUCGUCGGACAACUCUGGUUAUAAGUCUUUGCUCAGGUUAGAGGGCGAUAGCGCUCAGAAGAUGCUAAAUUUUCUGCAAACGCUGCUUGAUUGUUCGGAGUUAGUUUCUCUGCCGAGGAAUGAUAUUCUAGGAGCCCUUUUGCGACUUUCGAAAUUAUCGAAGUUGUAUCCCGAAUGCCUGACUAUAAAGAGUCUUGAACGGGACGGCGAUGUGUUGGACUCGGGACGCUUUGGCGAGAUCUAUAAAGGUCGUUCACGCAACCAAACCAUUUGCUUGAAGGUUAUCAAAGUAAAUCAGAAGACGAAAAUCAAGCAUCUACUGAAAGAGGCCCUACUUUGGGGACAUCUGUCGCAUCCAAACAUCCUCCCUUUCUACGGAAUAUAUCAUCUAGAAGAUACGCGUGGAAGAAUCUCCUUCGUAUCUCCAUGGAUGGAAAACGGAAACGUAACUGAAUAUCUCAAGAGGCAUCCCCUCGCGAACCGUCUACUUCUGACACGGGACAUCGUACUAGGGAUUCAAUUCCUCCAUCAGAAUCAAGUCAUACACGGGGAUCUCAAAGGCCUGAAUGUACUUGUGAAUCGUAGUGGACGCGGUUGUCUCGCUGACUUCGGAUUGGCUAACCUUGUUGACGAAAACAUCCCUUCUUGGACCUCAACUGAGACUACUGGACAUCAGAACGGUGGCACAUUGCGAUGGCAGGCACCAGAGUUGAUUUCUGAGGGAUUGGCCAAGGCGACGCCAGCCAGUGAUAUUUAUUCUUUCGCAUGUGUCUGCUAUGAGGUAGGCAGCGUUGUCUCAAAGACGGUAUUGUAG